AUGUCGUCUCAGCAACACCUCCAGCUCCCACCCUACCCCACCCCGCUCGGGCUCUUCCCCAGCUUCUUUGCACGCCAGGCCGAACCACUCGUGCUCAAAGAAAAGGUCCUGUCACUUUCCGGCGACUCGUUCAGCGUCAAGACGGUCGAUGGCCGCGCAAUUGUCCAGGUCAAGGGCGAGUACUUCUCCCUCAGCGGACGCAAGCACGUGAUGGACAUGCAAGGCAACGUGCUCUUCACCAUCCGGAAACAGCACUUCACCUUCCCGACUUCAUACUACGCCGAAGAUCCGUCAGGCAAGAGAAUUCUCGACGUGCAAAGCAAAUGGAGCUUCGGCUCUUCCAAAGCUGUGUGCAGCUUCACGUCCACCAACGGCAAGCAGGAGCGGCUCUUCAUGAAGGGCAACUUCUUCGACACGUAUGCCGACAUCACCGACGAGGCCACCGGCCAGCUUGUUGCUACCAUCGACCGCAAGUUCUUCAACGCCCGCGAGAUCUUUGGCGGCCAGCAGACGUACGUCGUGACGGUUGCACCCAACGUCGACAUGACCGUCAUUGCAGCCAUGUGCAUCUGCUUGGAUGAGAGGCGCAACGAGAAGUAG
Molecule: messenger RNA, 600 nt
Organism: Lasiodiplodia theobromae
Lineage: Eukaryota; Fungi; Ascomycota; Dothideomycetes; Botryosphaeriales; Botryosphaeriaceae
Exons: 2
Coding region: 1-600 (199 amino acids)
Source: RefSeq, a predicted model, not a curated record